Messenger RNA from Durusdinium trenchii, 2275 nucleotides. NCBI's taxonomy places the organism in Eukaryota, Dinophyceae, Suessiales, Symbiodiniaceae. The record is from the annotation of a GenBank genome assembly.
CCCAAGAGGUCCACGUCCGCAGGAUUUCUAAACCUUUGGAAGCCAUGAAGCUGCUGAUCGCCGCCGCGCUCGCGCUCGUCCUCGCGGCGGGCGAUCACCAAGUGCUGCUGCCCAAGGCACCGCAGCGAUGAUGUUCGGGUGAUGCUCCCCGGAGGGAAGGUGCCGAACGAGCACUACCUGGCGACGGGAGCGGCCAUCCAGGAGGCGAUGGCACAGAAAGGCUCCGAUCUCUGGGUCGUGAUUCCCAGUGUCUUCCAAAACCUUUGCAUGAUCAGCUGCCCUGGCAAGUUCUUUUGCUCUCCACUGCAUGGCGUGGUCGAGACCGCCUUGUCCAUGGCGGCUCGGGCUGGCUGGCAGCGAGACCCCCAGGACUUGUGGCUCUCCGGGCACUCGUUGGGGUCGACCUGCGCCAACAUGCUCUUCCAGGCCUACAACAAGGGGCCUUCUCCGCCUUAUGCUGGGCUGAUUGUGAUGGGUGGCUACGUGGAUGAAGCAGGAGAGUUCGACUUGAUCCACUAUCCCGUGCCGGUGCUCUCGCUGAACGUGGAGCUGGACGGAGGCCUCGCGCGGCCGGGGAAGAUCUCCACCUGGUGGCGCCAGUUCCUGACGCUGAGGAGCUCUGGCGAUCCUGUCCGAUCCAAGCCAGUGAUUGUUCUGCCCCAGCUGAACCACUCGAAUUUCUGCCCUGGCUUCGACGUCCCGGGCGACUUGAUGGCAGAGGUGCCUCAGGAAGAAGCCACCAGUGUGAUCGCUUCAAGCGUGAGUGCCUUCCUAGUGCUCCAUGACUCCAAGACCUCCAGCCAAAUUGCGCAACGUGCCCUUGAGCUUUUGCAGCAGCAAGUCGAGUGGACUGAAAAGCUGAUGACGCCGUACCUGAAGGCCCAAAGUUGGGAGAGGAAUGAGAACCACUCGGUGAGCAGCGAAGGCUCUAGUCCCUUCUGCGCUCUGGCGCAGCGUGUACUGAGCGGCCUCCAAGCGGAGGAUGAGGCUAAGUUGGAGGUCCUAGAUGGCUUCCACAUCUCUUCGCCCAACUUGGAGCACUGCCAUCCCAACUGGACGCAGGCCUCUCAGGGACUUACGGUGAGAUCCUGUAGUCACACCAACUACUACCCGGACCUCAGCAACACCGGAAAGAUCACCGCGGCCCUGGAGAUUGGCUGCAAGAUGGUGAGCGCCACACGGAUCGAAGAGAAGCUGAAGGUGCAAGCGCUGGAGGAUCAUUUGCCCUGUAAAGAGAUGAACAAGCGCGCCGUGCAGCUGGCAGAGGAGCUUGCUUUUUCCAGUACUUUGCGGCGCUACAACGCCCAUGGACGGUCCUGGUGUUUUCUGGACGAUUCCCCGUCGGUGGCUGGCCCUGUUUGGGUGUUCAAGGACCGGCUUCUCUUGAAAGAGAACAAGACUUGCAUGUCAGUGCAAAGCCCUGCAAUGCUUACAGAGCUGAAUGCACUGAUUUGCCCUGGUAUUCACUACUGCAAGCUGCUGUCACCUGCCCGUGUACUGGAUUGGAUGAUGACUGACAGCUUGAAGCCAGGAGCCCGUGAAGAGUUGGAGCUCAUCGUUUGAGAGUGCCCUCCACUUCUCCACCAAGUCAGCCCGCCACUUCUCCACCAUACGUGUCAAAGUGAUUCAACGUGUGGAAAAAAAAAGGAGGCCGGGGUGGGUUGCAGCUCAGCUUUCGGAGCCUUUGCGUUCUUCUACUGGGAUUUGUCGUUGGGGUACCAGUAGAUGAUGCAUGCAUGAAGUCGUUGGGAACGAGCCUCAAACGCGAGUUUCAUCUACGUAUUCCUUUGCCAGUUACUGUGGGACGCGCCCGAUUUGUUAGUGCGCCGUGCUGUCCCAGUGGGUUCUUCUUAUGCAGGGAACAGCUUGUGUUCCAACAGCCUCAUGUGCCAUGUAGUCCAAGCGUUGAGUUGUGGCAACAAGGUCAAAAGCCGCAAACGAGAGUUUUGUUUGAGGGCUUUACACUGACUUUGCAUCGUAGCACGACUGCGGUCAACCUUUCCAAGAAAGCAGCCCUCCCUUGUCUUUUGGUGGAUAGAUGUUUGGAGUCAAACGACCAGGGAUGGCUGCUUGGACAUGCUUGGGGCCAUUUGAAGCAGUCCAACUUGCUAUGUUUGCUGGCUAGAGCAACUCUCAAGUCGACCUCGAGACCUUGGACAUCAUUUUGUCAGCUGGAGUGGUUGGCAGCAUUUUUCUGCUUUUGCACCUUGUACAAAGGUAGAGUGGGACAGUGGCCUGUAUUGGCAAGUGACUUUGCAGAUGGCGCUCAUGGGUC